Messenger RNA from Knipowitschia caucasica, 1248 nucleotides. The record is from the annotation of a GenBank genome assembly. NCBI's taxonomy places the organism in Eukaryota, Metazoa, Chordata, Actinopteri, Gobiiformes, Gobiidae.
AUGGAGGACUACACUCUUCCCUUCGUCAUAUACAUAUGCGUGCUGACGGUCUUCCUCGGCGGAGCGGUGAAAAAGAUUCUGGCCUCGCAGCUGAGUGGCGCGUCCACCGUUAUGGCGUGGCUAGGUGCGACCGUUUUGGCGGAGAGGCUGUGGUCGCUGUGCGUGCCGGCUGCCAUAUUGCUGGUUGCCGGGGGGAUGGCGUGGGGGCUUCACCGCGGCCUCAGGAGAAGGAGCAGGCCGGUCUCGCUGCUGUCGGCCAAUGGGAAAGCCGUGUUCAUCACAGGCUGUGACUCUGGGUUUGGUUGGGCCACGGCGAAGCACUUGGACUCCCUGGGCUUUGAGGUCUUUGCCACAGUCUUGGAUCGGAGUGGAGACGGCCCCCAGGAGCUGCUUCGGAGCUGCCCUCGGGUCACUCUGCUUCAGGUGGACAUCACACAGCCUCAGCAAGUCCAGCAGGCCCUUUCUGAGACCAGGGCCAAACUCGGACUCAGAGGUCUGUGGGGGCUGGUGAACAACGCUGGCGUGUGUGUGAACUUCGGCGACUCGGAGCUGUCCCAGGAGUCGAACUUCCGAGGCUGCAUGGAGGUGAACUUCUUCGGGACGAUCGCAGUGACUCAGAGCUUCCUGCCUCUGCUGCGGAAGGCCAAAGGUCGCAUCGUCACCAUCUCCAGUCCAGCAGGAGACCUUCCCUUCCCGUGUCUGUCGGCGUACGGCUCGUCUAAAGCUGCUCUCAACCUCUUCAUGAACACUCUGAGGCACGAGCUGACGCAGUGGGGAGUCCAGGUGUCCACCGUGCUCCCGGCCGCUUUCAAGACCGGCCAGUCCUCCAACCAGGCCUACUGGGAGCAGCAGCACAAGUCCCUGCUGCAGUCUCUGUCUCCAUCUCUGCUGGAGGAGUACGGCGAGGACUAUCUGACCGAGACCAAGGAGCUGUUCCAGUCUCACGCGCGCACCGCCAACCCGGACCUGAGCCCGGUCGUGGACACCAUCGUGGAGGCCCUGCUCAGCCCGCACCCGCAGGCGCGCUACUACGCCGGUCCAGGGGUGGCGCUCAUGUACUUCAUCCACAGCUACUGCCCGUUCAGCGUGUGCAACAAGUUCCUGCAGAAACUGUUCAUGCAGAAGAAGCUGAUGCCGCGGGCGCUGAGGAAGCAGACCGCGUUCCAGAUGGACCUGCACCACAACAACAAUAACAACAAUAAUAAUAAUAAUAAUAACAACAAUAAUGACAAGAAGUUUGUGAAGUGA